Brassica napus (rape) is the source of this 3366-nucleotide messenger RNA. RefSeq lists its product as uncharacterized. The transcript has 7 exons. The record is from RefSeq and is a predicted model, not a curated record. Lineage: Eukaryota; Viridiplantae; Streptophyta; Magnoliopsida; Brassicales; Brassicaceae. The annotation marks the transcript as partial. Gene Ontology annotation, biological process: DNA integration. Gene Ontology annotation, molecular function: zinc ion binding; nucleic acid binding.
AUGGUGAAGAAGCUUGGUUUGAAAGCUCAAAAGCAUCCUAAACCUUACCGGCUGCAAUGGCUUAAUGAAGAGGGCGAGAUGAGGGUAUCUACUCAGGUCUCUAUACCCUUGACCAUUGGGAGGUAUGAAGAUGACAUUCUCUGUGAUGUGAUACCCAUGGAAGCCAGCCACAUACUACUGGGAAGGCCUUGGCAAUUUGAUAGGCGUGUCAUCCAUGAUGGCUUCACCAACAAACAUUCUUUUGAGUUCAACGGCAAGCGAACUGUCUUGGAGACUAAGAAGAUUCAAGUAGCUGCUACCGAGUUCAAUGACUAUGCAUUGAGCUGGUGGGAUCAGUUGGUUACAAACAAGAGGCGCAAUGGUGAAUUUCCCAUUGAAACAUGGGCAGAGAUGAAAGCUGUGAUGCGCAAGAGGUUUGUACCAAGCCAUUAUCACCGUGAUCUUCAUCAAAAGCUGAGACUGCUCACACAAGGAUCAAAGUCUGUAGAGGAAUACUUUCAAGAGAUGGAGUUGCUUAUGCUAAGAGCUUGUGUAUCUGAGGACAGUGAAGCUACCAUGGCACGAUUUCUUGGUGGACUCAACCGUGAGAUACAAGAUAGAGUGGAGAUGCAACACUACUUGGAAAUAGAGGAGAUGCUACACAAAGCUAUCUUGGUGGAGCAACAAGUUAAGAGAAGAAGUCAUGCGCGUGGCAGCUAUGGUUCCAAUAGAUACCAGACCUCUAAGGAAGAUAAACCGAGCUAUCAAAAGGAGAGCAAGCCACAGCCAAAAGAAGAAGCCAAGUCUAGUAGCAUCUACAACAAAGAUAAGGGGAAAGUGGAAGCUACAAGCUCGCGUGCAAGAGAUGUGAAGUGUUUUAAGUGCCAAGGACGUGGGCACUAUGCUAAUGAGUGUACCAACAAACGUGUGAUGAUCCUUCAUGCUAAUGGAGAGUAUGAAUCUGCUGAUGAGGAGACAGAGGCCGAAGAAGAUCACAGUUCAGAAGAGGAGUAUGUUGCCAAUCCGGUCGCUGGAAGGUUGCUAGUUGCUAGAAGAACCUUGAGUCUUCAAAGCAAGACCGAAGAAAUGGAGCAAAGAGAGAAUCUCUUCUAUACUAGAUGUCUAGUGCAAGGAAAGGUCUGUAGUCUUAUUGUGGAUGGAGGCAGUUGUGUCAACGUUGCGAGUGAGACUAUGGUUAAAAAGUUGGGUUUAAGGGUCCAGAAGCAUCCUAAACCAUAUAGACUCCAAUGGCUCAAUGAAGAGGGCGAGAUGAGAGUAUCUACUCAGGUUAUGGUUCCCUUAGCCAUUGGUAAAUAUGAAGAUGAGAUUCUUUGUGAUGUGUUGCCUAUGGAAGCUGGACACAUUCUCCUUGGAAGGCCGUGGCAAUCAGAUAGACGUGAAUAUCAAGAUGUUUUUCCAGAAGAUAGUCCCAAUGGACUACCACCAGUGCGAGGGAUUGAGCACCAAAUUGAUUUUGUGCCCGGUUCUACACUUCCCAAUAGGCCAGCAUACAGAACCAAUCCGGUGGAGACCAAAGAACUACAAAGGCAAGUGGAGGAACUGAUGGAGAAAGGGCAUAUCCGAGAGAGCAUGAGUCCUUGUGCUGUGCCAGUGCUACUUGUGCCCAAGAAAGAUGGAAGCUGGCGCUUUAUUGUGGGUGCAGAUGGGGUUAAAGUUGAUCCGGAGAAAGUGAGAGCAAUUCAAGAAUGGCCAAUUCCAAAAACUAUAAGUGAAGUAAGGAGCUUCCACGGCCUUGCUGGCUUCUACCGACGGUUUGUGAAAGACUUUAGCACCAUAGCAGCCCCAUUGACUGAGGUGAUCAAGAAAGAAGUUGGAUUCAAAUGGGGAGAAGCACAAGAACUUGCCUUUCAAUGCCUAAAAGAGAAGCUUACUAAUGCCCCUCUUCUUAUACUUCCUGAUUUCAAUAAAACGUUUGAAAUUGAAUGUGAUGCCUCAGGAAUUGGAAUUGGUGCUGUUCUUAUGCAGGAGAAGAGACCCAUAGCUUAUUUCAGUGAGAAGCUUGGAGGCGCCACUCUCAACUAUGCAACUUAUGAUAAGGAAUUGUAUGCCUUGGUGAGAGCCUUGCAGACUUGGCAGCAUUACUUGUGGCCCAAGGAGUUUGUGAUACACACGGAUCAUGAGUCUCUCAAGUACUUGAAAGGACAGAACAAGCUCAGCAAGAGACACGCAAGAUGGGUAGAAUUCAUAGAAACCUUUCCUUAUGUCAUCAAGUACAAACAAGGUAAAGAAAACAUAGUUGCUGAUGCACUAUCUCGAAGACAUGAUGGAUUCCUCUUUUAUGAUAAUAGACUGUGUGUGCCUAAUUGCUCUUUGAGAGACUUGUUUGUUAGGGAAUCUCAUGGAGGAAGUCUCAUGGGUCACUUUGGUAUUGCAAAGACUCUUAAAACUUUGCAGGAUCAUUUCUUUUGGCCUCGGAUGAAAAGUGAUGUGGAGAAGCUAUGUGAGAGAUGUGCAACUUGCAAGCAAGCUAAGUCUAAGGUUCAGUCUCACGGUUUGUAUACUCCUCUCCCUAUUCCUUAUCAUCCUUGGAAUGACAUAUCUAUGGAUUUCAUUGUUGGAUUGCCUAGAACUAGGACUGGAAAGGAUUCUAUCUUUGUUGUUGUUGACAGGUUCUCAAAAAUGGCACAUUUCAUAGCAUGUCACAAAACUGAUGAUGCAUUGCAUAUAGCUAAUCUGUUCUUUAAGGAGAUUGUGCGUUUACAUGGCAUGCCUAGAACCAUAGUUUCUGAUAGAGAUACUAAGUUUCUUAGUUAUUUUUGGAAAACUCUUUGGUCUAAGCUAGGCACUAAGUUGUUGUUCUCCACUACUUGUCAUCCGCAAACUGAUGGACAGACUGAAGUAGUUAAUAGAACUCUAGGAACACUCUUGCGUGCAUUCAUUAAAAAGAAUCUGAAAUCUUGGGAAGACUAUCUGCCACAUUGUGAAUUUGCAUAUAAUCAUGCUGUGCAUUCUGCUUCUAAGUUUUCACCCUUUGAAAUUGUUUAUGGGUUCAAUCCCACCUCUCCUUUGGAUUUAAUUCCUUUACCUGAGUUUUGGGUUCAUUUGAGAAAAGAGAGGUUUCCUAAUGAGAGGAAGUCAAAGCUUAUGCCAAGAAUUGAUGGACCUUUUGAGAUCACAAAGAAGAUCAGCAACAAUGCCUACAAGAUUGAUCUCCAAGAUGAACCUGAUUUGAGGUCAAAUCCUUUUCAAGAGGGAGGGGAUGAUAUGAUCAUGGACCAGCCAGCUGAUGGAGAUAGAGAUGGCGAGUUUAGAGAUGAACCAGCUAAAGAAGAUGAGGUCUUAUCCAUUCUUAAAGGUCCCAUGACUCGAGCCAGAGCUAGGAAACUCAAAGAAGCUAUUGGAGGACUAAUCAGGAAGUCCUUGGAG